AUGACCCCCCCACCCCCCAUCCCACCCCCCCAAAUCCGGGAGAAAAUCGACCUCCUCAUCACCAACCUGAUCAACAUCCACGACUCCACCGGCCAGUUCCUCCUCCACCUGCCCGACGGACGCAUCAUCGACACCAAAUCCUGGCACGGCUGGGAAUGGACGCACGGGAUCGGCCUGUACGGGAUCUGGAAAUACUACGAACUCACGGGCUCCGCGACCCAUCUGCAAACGAUCCGGGAGUGGUUCGCCGCGCGCUUCGCCGAGGGGGGCACCACCAAGAACAUCAACACGAUGGCCGUCUUCCUGACCCUCGCCCACCUCUACGAGACCACCCGCGACAUCACCUACCUCCCCUGGCUGGACGCGUGGGCCGAGUGGGCGAUGCACGAGCUCCCGCGCACCCAGCACGGGGGCAUGCAGCAUAUCACCUACCUGACGGAAAACCCCCAGCAAAUGUGGGAUGAUACCUUGAUGAUGACCGUCCUGCCCCUAGCCAAGAUCGGGCGCUUGCUGGGCCGCCCGGCGUAUGUGGAGGAGGCGAAGCGGCAGUGUUUGUUGCAUCUGCAGUAUCUGUUUGAUGCACGCUCCGGCUUGUUUUUUCAUGGGUGGCAGUUCACCCCGUCUGACGACAACAACAACAACGGCAAUCAGCAGGGGCAUCAUUUUGCGGAGGCCCGCUGGGCGAGAGGGAAUAGCUGGAUCACGAUGGUGAUUCCCGAGAUCGUGGAGUUGUUGGAGUUGGAUGCUACCGAUCCCAUUCGCGUGCAUCUGCUGAGUGUGUUGGAGGCGCAGUGUGCGGCCCUCCGCCGAUUGCAGGAGGCGGACGGCUUCUGGCAUACCCUGCUGGAUGUCAAGGAUUCCUAUGUCGAGGCCUCGGCCACCGCCGGGUUCGCCUAUGGGAUGUUGAAGGCGGUGCGCAAGCGGUACCUGCCCCAAGAGUAUCGGGCGGUGGCGGAGCGCGCGAUUCAGGCGGUGGUGGGCGCGGUGGAUGCGCAGGGCGAGUUGCAAAACACCAGUUUUGGCACGGGGAUGGGCGAUUCUUUGCAGUUUUACAAGGAGAUUCCGCUCACGGCGAUGCCGUAUGGGCAGGCGAUGGCGAUUAUGGCCUUAGGGGAGUAUCUCCGUGGGAGGGUGUAUUAG
This is a messenger RNA of Aspergillus saccharolyticus JOP 1030-1, 1140 nucleotides long. Its product is annotated as glycoside hydrolase family 88/105 protein. Bases 1 to 1140 code for a protein of 379 amino acids. The transcript has a single exon. Lineage: Eukaryota; Fungi; Ascomycota; Eurotiomycetes; Eurotiales; Aspergillaceae. Gene Ontology annotation, biological process: carbohydrate metabolic process. The record is from RefSeq and is a predicted model, not a curated record.